UCUGUAUCUCACUUUAUUCUUUUGUGUUUCACUUUCAGGUUCUGUCUUCUCAUGAAGGUGGUAGCCAGAGGUAGACACUGUGAUAACCCCCCAGCAAUGGAGAAAUCAUGAUUUUUGUUUCUUUUCUCUCUUCCUUCUCUAAGCCAUUGACGAUGGUCCUUAGUAAUUCCAGCUGGAGGCUACAGCAGCCUUCUUUUUUCCUGAUGGGCAUCCCCGGUUUAGAGGAAAGCCAGCACUGGAUAGCAAUGCCGCUGAGUGUCCUUUAUCUCUUUGCUGUAAUGGGCAAUGUCACCAUCAUCUUUAUCAUCUGGACUGACCCAUCCUUGCACCAGCCUAUGUACCUCUUUCUGGCCAUGCUCUCUGGCAUUGACCUGGUGCUGGCGUCCUCCACUGCACCCAAAACCCUUGCAGUGCUCCUGGUUCAUGCCCAUGAGAUUGGGUACACUGUCUGCCUGACCCAAAUGUUCUUCAUCCAUGCGUUCUCUUCCAUGGAGUCAGGUGUGCUUGUGGCCAUGGCUCUGGAUCGCUAUGUAGCCAUUUGUCACCCUCUGCACCAUUCCACCAUCUUGCAUCCAGGGAUCAUAGGGCGCAUUGGAAUGGCAGUGCUGGUACGGGGGUUACUCCUCCUCCUCCCCUUCCCUAUCCUGUUGCAGAGACUUAUCUUCUGCCAGGCCACCGUCAUAGGCCAUGCCUAUUGUGAACAUAUGGCUGUGGUGAAACUUGCCUGCUCAGAAACCACAGUGAACCGAGCUUAUGGGUUGGCAGUGGCCCUGCUUGUGGUUGGGCUAGAUGUCGUGGCCAUUGGUAUUUCCUAUGCCUUCAUCCUCCAGACAGUGCUGAAAGUACCGGGGGGUGAGGCCCGACUUAAGGCCUUUAGCACAUGUGGGUCUCACAUUUGUGUCAUCCUGAUCUUCUAUGUUCCUGGAAUGUUCUCUUUCCUCACUCACCGCUUUGGCCACCAUGUACCCCAUCAUGUCCAUGUUCUUCUGGCCACACUCUACCUCCUCGUGCCACCUGCACUCAAUCCUCUUGUCUAUGGGGUGAAGACUCAGCAGAUCCGCCAGCGAGUACUCAGGGUAUUCUCCCUAAAAGGAUGGAUCUGAACACAUCCCAGUUAUUAUUUUCUGAGGCUCCUGUCAAAGGUACUGCCUGGAGUCCAU
Molecule: messenger RNA, 1160 nt
Organism: Lynx canadensis (Canada lynx)
Lineage: Eukaryota; Metazoa; Chordata; Mammalia; Carnivora; Felidae
Product: olfactory receptor 52L1-like
Exons: 1
Coding region: 108-1103 (331 amino acids)
Biological process (GO): G protein-coupled receptor signaling pathway
Cellular component (GO): membrane
Molecular function (GO): olfactory receptor activity; G protein-coupled receptor activity
Source: RefSeq, a predicted model, not a curated record